Plectropomus leopardus (leopard coralgrouper) is the source of this 3769-nucleotide messenger RNA. The record is from RefSeq and is a predicted model, not a curated record. Lineage: Eukaryota; Metazoa; Chordata; Actinopteri; Perciformes; Serranidae.
AAAAAGUGACGUUGACACACACAUACAAGCCAGAGCCGAGAAGGGGGAAUAGCGUUUUGUUUCUUUUUUCUUUAAUUUGUGUCCUUUUAUUCUUUGGCGUUUUUGUUGAUAUUUCGCUGUCUUCCUGUCACGGAGUCGACUGCCUUGCUCCUCAGCGCUUGCUAUCUAUCGUUAGCGUUCAUGCCGCUCUCCCCUCACGCGGCGCUAUUUUGACAGUCGGGGUCGCAGUGAACCAACUCAAGCUAGCAGCUCCAUUAUAUUAGCACUGACACAACUUGAAGGAUUCUCCACACGGACUUGCGACACACGGCCAACAAAACGGGCUCCUGACUGGAGGACAGACCAUGCUGCUGCACUGAGCCGGAGGGAGAGAAAAGAGAGAGGCCCCAGAGGACCGCUGAGGUGGUGGCUGGCCUGUUGGUGAGCCCCUCCCCCCUACCUGGCUGGCUAGCUGCUGCCUCUUCAGUUCACCUUACCGCUCCCCACCCCAUAGGCUAAGGCUUGCUAUGGACUGCGCUUCGCCCCCUGCUGCUGCCCAGCCCAGUAUACUACCUUAGUGGGUUCCCUUCAUCUUCCUGUGUGUGGUUCCCAUCCAGACCCACUGUUCAGAGUCCAGCACAGAUCUGGUACCACCUACAGCCACUCCUGGGUUCUCCACCCAACCCCCUCCCCAACUCCCACCCUCUCCCCCUCCCCUAAGAAGAUGUCAGUGAGCCUGACAACAGACAUCCAGCAGGAGGGAGAGAGUGGGCCACUCAUCGAGCCCUGCAGUAGAGGCAAGACCUCCCCUCAACCACAGGGUACCAAGGAAGGAACAGGAGAGGGCCUUGAGCCUGAGGAGAGCUCCCCACAGGACGCACAGAAACGGGCUCCUAAUCACAGCCAUGGCAGGAAAAGAGCCAAGUCUAAUGCCAAACUGAAGCUGGUUCGGAGUCUGGCAGUGUGUGAGGAGUCCUCUGGUCCGUUCUCCAAUGAUGGACCUCCAGAAUCGCAGUGGAAUGUGGUUUUCCAGGAUAUCAUCCAGCUUCACAUCAGCUGCCCGUCAGACAAGGAAGAGGAGAAGUCCUCAAAGGACGAGUAUGAAAAUGAAGAGAAGGAGAAGAAAGACAAGGCUCCGCGAAAGAUGUUGUCACGUGACUCCAGUCAGGAAUACACUGACUCCACGGGCAUCGAUGUUCAUGAGUUUCUGGUCAACACACUGAAAAACAAUCCCAGGGAUCGAAUGAUGCUGCUCAAACUAGAACAAGAUAUCCUGGAGUUCAUUAAUGACGACAAUAACCAGUAUAAGAAGUUUCCUCAGAUGACUUCUUAUCACCGUAUGCUGCUGCACCGUGUGGCUGCCUACUUUGGCAUGGACCACAAUGUGGAUCAGACAGGCAAGGCUGUCAUCAUCAACAAAACAGGCAACACACGCAUCCCAGAACAAAGGUUCUCUGAACACAUUAAGGAUGAACGUAACAUGGACUUCCAGAAGAAAUUCAUCCUGAAAAAGAGAGAUGCCAGCAUGGACAAGGAUGAUAAUCAGAUCCGUGUCCCACUGCAGGAUGGGCGACGUAGCAAGUCCAUUGAAGAGCGGGAGGAAGAGUAUCAGCGGGUACGAGAUCGGAUAUUUGCCCGAGAAGUGUCCUUUUUUUUACAGUCCUCUCAAAAUGGAUACAUCAAUGACAACAGACUUUCCACUGAGGGCUACUGCUCUAGCUCUCAAAAGAGGAGGCAGAUCUUUAGAGGGAACCGUGAGAGCUCCAGCCGGGCGUCUAGCAGUCGUCAAAGCAGCACAGACAGUGAUAUGAAGUGCCUGGAGCCACGGCCCUGGAGCAGCACCGACUCAGACAGCUCCAACCGCACCCUCCGGCCGCCCGUCACUAAGGCUAGCAGCUUCUCUGGCAUCUCCAUUCUUACCAGAGGGGAUAGCCUUGGCAGCAACAAAGGCUCACAGGGAAGCUGCAAAGGCUCACGCUCUGGCCUGCCCCUAGUCAGUCCUGAUGUGUGUCCCCCACCUGCAGCCUCCCAGCCUAGCCGUAGCCUACUCCCCUGCCCAUCACAACAGCCACAGCCGCAGCCCCAGGUCCCGCCUCAGACUGCCCUGCUGCCCACCCCGCAGCAACACCCCAUGGGAAACCACAUGAUUGCUCAGCCGGUGGCAUCUCUGCAGCCCUCUCAGCCUGUCUCCUACUCCAGCCCUUCCUGCCCCCAGGUUCUCCUGCCAGUUUCUCCUCCCCAGCAGUACACAAUGGGAGAAGAGCUGGCGCCUCAGUUCAGCCAGAUGACGCUGAGUCGGCAGGGCUCCAGUGAGAACCCUGAGCCUCCAACCAUGUAUCAGGCUCCUCCCACGGUGUUGUCCCAGCACCCUCCUCCUCAGACCGGCUACAUCAUGGCUACCACGGGUCAGCCUAUGCCGCCUCCGUCUGGAUACCAGCCCGCCACUGGACACCCCCAUCCUCCACCUCCACCGCCGCCUCCAUCCCAGCCUGUCAUGCAGGCCCCGCCACCCCCACAAGGCUACAUGCAGCCCCCUCCACCUCAACAGAUACAGGUGUCAUACUACCCUCCUGGUCAGUAUCCCAGCUCAGGCCAGCAGUAUCGUGUGCCCCAGCCCAUGUCCCACCAGGUGUCUUAUCCUGCCCAGCGCACACAACCCAUGCCUCAGCCCACACAGCAGUCAGGUCUCCAGACCAUGAUGCCCAGCCAGCAGCCGAGCUACCAGGGCAUGAUGGGUGUGCAGCAGCCCCAAAACCCUGGUCUGCUUAAUUCCCAGAGGGCAGGCAUGGGAGGACAAAUGCAAAGCAUAAUGGUUCAGUACCCACAGAUGCCAUCAUAUCAGGUACCAGUGGGAAAUGAAAAUCAGCAGGUGGUGCAGCAGCAGUACCAGCAGCAGGUGAUGGUGCCGGUCAGCCAGUCUGUCCAGGGGCCCAUGCCUGUCUACUACAGUGUUAUCACACCCACACAGCAGAAUAGCACAAGCCCAUCAGUAGGUUACCUGCAGCCCCCCAGCUCUGAGCAGUAUCAAAUCACACAGUCGCCGUCCCCUUGCAACCCUCAGCAGUUGCAGCAGCAAUAUUCAGGAGUACCGCCUCCUGGGCCUGGGGUGAUGGUCAUGCAGCUCAGCGUCCCCAAUGGACCACACCCUUUCCAGAGGAUAGCCCACCUUUUAAACCCUCCUCUGGUCCAGUGGAACCCAUGCAAGUACUACAGCAUAGAGCAGAGGCCCAGCAAGCCAGGAGAGCUCUACAAACCAGACAACACUCCACAGGCCAGUACCCAGCUUACGAGUCCCCUGGCCUCCCCCACUCAGUCUCCCACCCCGUCUCCCUCCGGCAGCGUCAGCAGCGUCUGUCCAGGCCUGGGACCAUUACCCCUCAUUUCCCAGUUUCCCCGGCCAGGAGGACCAGCUCAAGGUGAUGGGCGCUACUCUCUGUUGGGGCAGCCUCUCCAGUACAGCCUGUGUCCUCCUCCCCUCAUGCACGGCCAGUCCUCCUACAGCUCCCAUCAGGGCCAAGGAGUAAUGAAACACGGGGCACGAGGGAAAAAACAAACACUCAAAUCUGCGUCAACAGAUCUCGGCACCACUGAUGUUGGUUGAAUAAAAUAAAUAAAACCUGAAGCAUGAUAGGUCCCCUUUAAAGUUGCUGAGAGUGUACUGACGUGCUCGCAGCAUUGCAUUCAAGUGCAGUUCUGUAGCCAUUGAACAAACCCCAAAUUAGAUUUAUCCUGCCGGCCUCAGGGCCGUGCACUAGGGGUGGGUUUAUGGCCCUUAGAUAAUAUCAAGAUA